Messenger RNA from Penicillium brasilianum, 1548 nucleotides. The record is from the annotation of a GenBank genome assembly. Lineage: Eukaryota; Fungi; Ascomycota; Eurotiomycetes; Eurotiales; Aspergillaceae.
AUGUCGGAUACGAUCAACCCGGUUAUACCAGGCUUCGCGCCGGAUCCAUCUGUGGUAAAAGUGGGCGACUGGUUCUAUCUCAUCAACUCCAGUUUCCACCUUUUCCCCGGUCUACCUAUCUACGCCUCUCAAGAUCUGGUAUCAUGGCAGCAGAUUGGAAAUGCAAUUCACCGUCAGUCCCAGCUCAGCCUCGCAAAGUCGUGGGCAAACCUCUACCCCGUGGAUGAUGGCAAGUUCUUGGUCGGAAGUGGAGGCCUCUACGCGCCGACGAUCCGUCACCACCAGGGCACAUUCUAUGUCGUCUGUACCAAUGUCCUGCGUUCGGCAGGGAAGGGUAGGGAUAGGACGGAGAAUUUCAUAGUCUCCACUGACGAUAUCUGGUCUGGCACAUGGAGUGACCCGGUCUACUUUGAGUUUGAUGGAAUUGACCCUAGUCUUCUGUUUGAUGAUGAUGGAAAAGUCUACUUGCAAGGGUCUGGUGGACUAGGCCCAAGCACUACGAUUAAUCUCUUCGAACUCAACCUGAAGACCGGUGCAAAAUUGUCAGAUGAGAAAGUCAUCUGGCGUGGCACUGGCGACAUUUAUCCGGAGGGUCCGCACUUGUAUAAGUACAACGGCUGGUAUUACUUGCUCAUCGCCGAAGGCGGCACCCAUGGCGGACAUAUGGUGACAAUGGCACGCUCUCGAAACGUCUUUGGCCCCUACGAAUCGUGUCCCAAGAACCCCGUCCUCACAGCGCGCGGUACUCAAGAGUAUAUCCAAUAUACCGGCCACUGUGAAUUGUUCCAAGACGAGAGUCGUCAAUGGUGGGGAUUCUGUCUCGGUGCCCGUCUAGAGGGCCAAGGAAGAUGCCCCAUGGGUCGCGAGACUUUUUUGACCCGAGUGGACUGGGAUGGUGAAUGGCCCAUUUUUGAUCAAGUGAAAUUAAACCCCCGUGGUCUUUCAGCGACCCGUUCGAGCUCACACCUCACGGCAGAGGCCGGAAUUGACUACCUCUAUAUUCGAGAUGCUGUCAUGAGCAAUUACCGUCUUGAGAAUCAUAACUCAUCCGCGACGUUGACCGCAACAUCGGUCGAUCUGUCACACUCGGAACUCAGCCCGACAUUCAUUGGCAAGCGACAACGGCAAUUAGUCGGUACCAGUUCCGCGAUUCUAAAAGGAAUCGAAGAUUCCUGGGGCUCUGCAAAGGUCCAGGCUGGACUCGCCUGUUACAAGGAGGAGCACCGGUACUGUAGGAUCUACUACAGUGCUGCUCAGCAGGAAGUGGUGCUCGAAGUGGUUAAUGCUGCUCAGAAGAUUGCUCGAAAGGAGAAACACACCCUCACAGAAGUUCCGCGCUCGGUAAAAUUCCGGAUAGAGUACACGGAGAAGAAGUAUACCCUUCUGUAUUCAGUUUUACCUCACGUCGAUAACAAUUGGACGUUACUGGGAACGGUUGAUACUCUGGAGAUGACCGAUCCUGAUUUCACCGGCCCAAUCAUUGGCAUCUACGCUGUUGGACAGGUGGAUGGCGUCCAAGUCCAGUAUGAGAGUCUAACUGUUGAGUAA